Molecule: messenger RNA, 1288 nt
Organism: Cercospora beticola
Lineage: Eukaryota; Fungi; Ascomycota; Dothideomycetes; Mycosphaerellales; Mycosphaerellaceae
Product: glutathione-independent formaldehyde dehydrogenase
Molecular function (GO): zinc ion binding; oxidoreductase activity
Source: RefSeq, a predicted model, not a curated record
UUGACCAACAUUUCAUCGAACGACACUUCACACUAUGGCGUUAUCCAACUUCACCUCCGCGCUCAAUGCGACCAUGCGAGCAGUCGUGUGGCAAGGCAAUGCUUACAAUGUGAGCGUUCUGGAUGUCCCUCGUCCAACGAUCGUCAACCAGACCGACGCCAUCGUCCGACUCAGGCGGGCUGGAAUUUGCGGCUCAGACUUGCACAUCUAUCGCGGCACCCAGCCUGGACCUGAAGCAGCUUACGUCCUUGGACACGAAGGUGUCGGCUACAUCUCGGAAGUGGGAGAUGCUGUGGGCUCGUUGAGCGUGGGCGACCCGGUAGUCAUUCCGUUUGAGCUUGCUGAAGGACAUUUGCGUACCGAGUUGACGACGCCCUUCUAUGGCUCUUAUGGCAAUGGUCCAGAGCUUGGAGGCACUCAAGCUGAAUAUAUCCGCAUUCCCAAUGCGGACGCGGGUCUCAUCCCAGUCCCAUCAUUCGAACGUACCGAUUCACGAACGAAUGAGACGGUCUCCCUCUUGAAUGACUACACCAUGCUUUCCGACAUCUUCCCCACAGGUUGGGCAGCUCUCGACUACGCCGGCUUUCAAACAGGCGACACCGUAGCCAUCUUCGGCGCCGGACCCGUUGGGCUCCAGGCUGCAUACUCCGCCGUCCUUCGCGGUGCCUCGCAAAUUUACAUCGUUGACUACAUCGAAGAACGCCUCCAAAUUGCCGAAUCCAUUGGUGCAAUCCCGAUCAACUUUCUCGACUCGGACCCUGUCGAACAGAUUCUCGCCCGUGAACCCAAUGGCGUGACGCGGAGCAUCGACGCCGUCGGCUUCGAACAAGUCAAUCGCAACCUCACUGUCCAAGCAGAUAUCAUCGCGCAGAAUCAGUUGCGCGUUACAUCCAUCGGCGGAGGCCUUGGAACUGUUGGAGUCUACAACAGCGCCGCCAAUAGCUCUGAAUACGCGCCAAGAGCGGAGAGCAUUCAAGAAAAUGUGCAGUUGUCGUUGGCGGACUUCUUUACCAAUGAGCUGAAAUGGCAAGCGGGUCCUUCGGAUCCGAUUGCGUUGGCGCCAGCUUUGAGACAGUUGAUUUUGAGCGGCAGGGCGAGCCCUGGCUUGAUUGUGAGCGAUGUUAUUUCGAUUGAGGAGGCUCCUGAGGUAUAUCGGAGGUUUGAGAGGCAUGAGUUGGUGAAGGCUGUGAUCGAUUUUCCAGACGCAGAGUAGCUGGAACGUCCCGGGUGGCUUUGAAAUCAAGAAAGCGGGCAAGAAGGUCAAUAGAUGCUUUGUACAAAAUAUCAG